AUGGCGCCAUUCGACCUCGAUGCCUGCAUCGACCGUCUGCGCAACAAGCAGCUGCUGGGCGAGGCGCUCAUCCGCGAGAUUUGCGAAAAGACCAAAGAGGUCCUCAUGCGCGAGAGCAAUGUCGUCCAUGUGUCCUCGCCGGUCACCGUCGUCGGAGACAUUCAUGGUCAAUUUCAUGACCUCAUAGAAAUAUUCCGGAUAGGCGGUCAGGCUCCCAACACCAACUACCUUUUCUUGGGUGACUACGUGGAUCGAGGAUUGCACUCGGUAGAGACAAUAUCCCUCUUGACUUGCCUCAAACUUCGUUAUCCUGAACGAAUCCAGCUCAUUCGGGGCAAUCACGAGUCCAGAGCCGUCACCCAGACGUAUGGCUUCUACCUCGAGUGCACAAGAAAAUAUGGGUCACCGGCAGUAUGGCAAUACUUUACCGACAUGUUUGACUUUCUCACGCUCAGUGUCGUGAUCGACGACGCUAUCUUUUGUGUCCACGGCGGUCUCAGCCCUUCAAUCCAUCAAAUCGACCAGAUCAAGAUCAUAGACCGCUUUAGAGAGAUACCGCACGAAGGGCCCAUGGCCGACCUUGUGUGGUCAGAUCCAGAUCCAGAGAAGGAAGAUUUUGCCAUCAGUCCGAGAGGAGCCGGAUAUACAUUCGGGGCAUCUAUCGUCAAGAAAUUCCUCCACCUCAACGGCAUGAAUCAUGUUUUACGCGCCCAUCAACUUUGUAUGGAAGGAUACUCUGUACUGUACAACGACCAGCUGAGCACAGUAUGGAGCGCUCCCAAUUACUGUUACAGGUGUGGGAACAUGGCAAGUAUACUCGAGGUGUCGCCAGGAGGGAGGAGGUUCUUCAAUGUGUUUAGCGCCGCUCCCGAAAAUGAGCGAGAUGGACCGAGUCAGCAGCAGCCAGGAAAGCAAAUCGAAUACUUUUUAUAA
Cryptococcus amylolentus CBS 6039 is the source of this 933-nucleotide messenger RNA. RefSeq lists its product as hypothetical. Gene Ontology annotation, biological process: peptidyl-serine dephosphorylation. NCBI's taxonomy places the organism in Eukaryota, Fungi, Basidiomycota, Tremellomycetes, Tremellales, Cryptococcaceae. Gene Ontology annotation, cellular component: FAR/SIP/STRIPAK complex. Gene Ontology annotation, molecular function: protein serine/threonine phosphatase activity. The record is from RefSeq and is a predicted model, not a curated record. Bases 1 to 933 code for a protein of 310 amino acids. The transcript has 7 exons.